This is a messenger RNA of Abrus precatorius (Indian licorice), 1542 nucleotides long. RefSeq names its product putative RING-H2 finger protein ATL21A. The transcript is spliced from 4 exons. The coding region runs from base 1 to 1542 and encodes 513 amino acids. Gene Ontology annotation, molecular function: polysaccharide binding. The record is from RefSeq and is a predicted model, not a curated record. Lineage: Eukaryota; Viridiplantae; Streptophyta; Magnoliopsida; Fabales; Fabaceae.
AUGGUUAUCUUGAAGAUCCUUUUUUCCUUCUUCAUCUUUCCUGUCAUAUAUGCCUCAAAUGAUUGCCAAUUUUCUGUAUGUGGUAACGAUAAUAUCCUUAUUCGUUUCCCCUUUCAAAUCGAAGGUGAGCAACAUCCUUAUUGUGGCUAUCCUGGUUUCAACUUAAUUUGUACGAAUGACAGCAAAACAGUUCUAAAACUUCCUUACUCUGGAGAAUUCUAUGUACGCAACAUAACCUAUCUCACACAACAGAUACAAGUUUACGACCCUGAUGAUUGCCUUCCCAAACGUCUUCUGAGCCUCAAAUUUUCAGGUUCACCCUUCACUGCCACUUUCAGUCGUAACUACACCUUCUUAAGCUGCCCAUCUCGGAACGCAAGAUCACAAUUCAUUCCCAUUGAAUGCCUUAGUAAUUCCACAAAUUUUGUGUCAGCUAUUCCUACUGUGAACUUGGGCACUUCAUUGCCUGAGUCUUGCCAUGUUAUUACAACGCUUUCAGUUCCAGUUGCAAGGCCAGCGCAGUAUGAGGGAAAUCUCGUAGAUGACCUUAGUGAAGAUCUUCAAUUGACAUGGGAUAAACCCGACUGCCAAUAUUGCGAAUCACAGGAGCUAAUGUGUGAAUUUGCGAGCAGUAACAGUAAUCAAGUUCUCUGUUUCUCUCAUUAUCAAACAGGUAAUUCACAGCAUGGACUUGUAGUUUUUAGAAUCAUCGCAUUAUGCCUUGCUGGACCCGCUGCCGUCUUUGCUAUAGUGAUGGCAGGUUGCGUGUGCUACAAAGACAGAAUAGGGAAUAUUCACAACAAUGCUGCAUCUGCACGAGGUGCAAUAUCACCUACACCACUACCAGACAUUGUGAGUAGGGGUUUGGACGAGUGUACAAUAGAGUCAUAUGAGAAGGUUAUACUUGGAGAGAGUCGACGGUUGCCUGGACCCAACAAUGAAUGUUGUUGGAUAUGCUUGGCAGAAUACAACACCAAAGACACAAUAAGAUGCAUUCCUGAAUGCAAACAUUGCUUCCAUUCUCGCUGCAUUGAUGAGUGGCUUCGCAUCAACAACACAUGCCCAGUUUGCCGUAACUCUCCUUCCCCUUCUCCCCUUCAAAUUCCCGUGCAAUCGAGUAUACUCCUAGCACUAGCACUGAUGGCUAGAAGUCCCCACCCCGUUUUGCCUGAUUUGAAUGAAUCCACUGUGCCUGAUCAAAAUGAGCGCAGUCUUCCAUUUCGGCUCAUUUUGCCUGAUCUAAAUGAGCCCAGGGUUCCAUUCGAGCGCGCUUGGCCUGAUCUAAAUGACCCCGUUCUUUCUUUUCCAUAUAAACCCACUUCGCCUGUUCGUAAGGAACCUGCUUUGUCUUUGCCUUAUGUGAGUUUACUCCCUCCUCUCGAGGGUAUUAAUGACGAGAAUGAACAAGAAUCUGAAGAGAAUGAGGAGAAGGAGAAGGUGAAGGGGAAGGUAGCUCCAAACACUCAACAUGGAAGAAGAUGUGUUAUUCAGCAAAGAAGGCUGUUAAAAAGUUCGUCAAAGACACAUGGAACUAAUGUGUGA